Messenger RNA from Exaiptasia diaphana, 2562 nucleotides. Its product is annotated as serine/threonine kinase-like domain-containing protein STKLD1. The coding region runs from base 115 to 2103 and encodes 662 amino acids. The record is from RefSeq and is a predicted model, not a curated record. Gene Ontology annotation, biological process: protein phosphorylation. Gene Ontology annotation, molecular function: protein binding; protein serine/threonine kinase activity; ATP binding. The transcript is spliced from 29 exons. Lineage: Eukaryota; Metazoa; Cnidaria; Anthozoa; Actiniaria; Aiptasiidae.
UGACAGCUUCAGUGCGUAUGUAGAUAAUGAUUAAUGUUGACAAGGAGGCUGCAUAAAUUAAUCGUCAAUAGUGACAGUAGCUAAUGCAUAACUGUGGAGUUUAGCAAGUUGAGAAUGGAGAAUUAUAAGCUUCACCAAAGGCUGGGCAAAGGAGCUCAAGGUGCUGUAUUUCUAGUAGAAAACAAACAUGACAAGAAGAAAUAUGUCUUGAAGAAGGUUGAGUGCAAUGAUGAAAGUGAAGCAAACAAAGCUUUCAAAGAGGCCAUGGCUCUUCAAGAACUCAAACAUCCUUACACUUGUGGUUACAAGGAAUUCUUUGUCACAUGGGACAAAGAGGAAUCUGCAAUGUUUGUGUGUAUUGUAAUGAAGUAUUAUAAACUAGGUGAUCUUGAUAAAGCUUUAAAGCAGAGAAGAUCUAAAGGAGAAGCAAUUGGUGAAAUGGUCUUAAAAAAGUGGUUUGGGCAAACAAUUUCUGCUUUAGUCUUUGUUCAUGAUAAACAAGUUAUCCACAGAGAUUUAAAGCCGAGUAACAUUUUUAUGGAGGACACUGGAGAUGUAAUCAUAGGGGACUUUGGUGUUGCAACUAUCAUGGAUGAUGCACGUACAAGAACAAGGACAACUGUUGGAACAAUGAACUGGAUGGCACCUGAAGUCCUAGAAAGACCAUAUGAUGAAAGAAGUGAUGUUUGGUCCUUAGGGUGUAUAUUUUUAGAAAUGGCAACCUGUGGCUUUAUGGAUUCAGCCCAAAUGUCAUCUGUGCUGUUUCAAAUCAAGCAAUCUCCACAAAUUUUGGAAGAAACUCUUGAACAAAUUAAAAACAAGCAAAAAUAUUCCAGUGAUUUGUGUCAACUCAUUCGUACAAUGCUAAGAAGAAACUUCCAGCAGAGACCUUCAGCUAAGGAACUACUGGACCUUCCAUACGUCAAAUCUUGUAUGGCUUUACAAGAUAAAAAGUCUAAAAUUGGGUCAGGAUCAGCUAAGAAAGGAGCACCUACAGACAAGAAAAAGGCAAGUGUGAAGGCAGUACCAAAAGACAAAGGUGUAGCUGGUGUCCUACAAUACAUGAAAGAAAACAAAGAAACAGAGGCUUGUCAGGUGGAGGCAUUUAAACAUAUUGAAAAGAUUACAAGAGAACAAGGUGUAUCAUUGAAUGGGGCAACACAGAAGUCAGUGGCUGCUACAAUGAAAAGCAAUAUUGGAUGUCAAAAAAUUCAAAUUUAUGGGUGCAAGAUAUUUGUGAAUAUUCUUCCAAAUGCUGAUGAGUCUGAGGUUGUGUUUACUGCUGAUGUUAUUCAGCCAGUAGUUCUGGCAUUAAGAUCUCAUUCAGGUUCUUCAGAACUUCAAACCAAUGCUUGUCAGUUAUUGAUGCUACUAUCUGCAGAUGAGGCAGCUGCAGAAGUGAUUGGAAGAUUAGGUGGUGUGCAGGAUGUUUUGGCAUCUAUGAGAGCAUUUCCUGAUAAUGUUGAGAUUGCUUCAAACUGCUGUGCAGCACUGUGGAGUCUUGCUGUUAAUGAGAACAACUGUAAGAUUGUCACAACUGAACGUGGUCUACAAGAUGUCUGCAAUGCAAUGGAAAGACACAGCAAUGUGGUUGAACUUGUAGAAGCAGCUUGUUCAGCUUUGUGGUCUUUGUCCAUGGAGGAUGAAAAUAUUGAAUUGAUGGCUGACCUUAGUGUACCAGAUCAACUUAUGUCUUCCAUAGUCGAACAUAAAAAGGAAGCAAAAGUAGUAAAAAAUGCAUGUAUGGCACUUGCGAGUAUCGUAGAAGCAGAUGAGAUGUGUGCUUACAAAGUCAUUGCUUUCGAGGACAAUACAGGUCUGCAAAUCAUAAUGGAUUCUUACAAGGGACUUAAACAGAAUGAAGAAGUUGUCGAAAAUAUCUGUGUCCUAUUCUCAGAGCUCGUUGAAUAUGAUGAGAUAAGAGAAGAAAUGGCUUCCCUUAAAGUACAUACAGUGUUAGCAGAGGCCAAAAUGAAUUUCCCUACAAAUGAGGAGAUUGUGACCCCAGCAGCCAGUGCGCUGGUAAUGUUAGGCGGUGGUAGUCGUAGUGGAAGGCGUGGUAGCUCAGCAAGAUCACGACCACGUAGCGCAGCUCGUAAAUAGUUGCCAUAGCUACCUGAUUAGAUAACAUAAUAUGAUUGUGAGCAAGGUCAUUAAUAAGAAGUGAUUCAUAUUUUUUCGAAGAAACUGUCCGAGAGUUUUACUAUGAUAAAUGAUAUUAUAUGUAUAUUAUUUAGCAGAGUGCAGGUAUACAAAACUAUUAUCACGUGGCUUGUAAUCGAUAUUUGGAAAAAACAGUUGACUGCUUCAAAGUCUGUGAUUAUGAGAUAUUAUAUUGAUACUGGAACAAGAGUACCACAUAAAAUUAGUACCCUCGAUAUAAUGGGUUGUAUCUUUGAUUGCGACUGAGACCUGAUCUCACGUGAAUGAUUCUAUUCUAUAAAGUUCUUUUUAAGGAAGAAUGGACUGAAAUUUAUUAAGAAAAAGGAGCAAGGUGACUUAUCAUGUAGAAAGGAAAUGUAUAGGUAGUACUGUGGUGAUUAAACAGCAAAUUAGCUAUUA